AUGGCCCAUUACAACUCCAAUUACUCCCAAUACCCUGCAGACAUGCACUACUCUCCCUACGACGCGGAUUAUCUCCCUCACGGCGUUGCCACCGACCCGAGGAUGCUCGACGCGUCGUUCCCUUUGACCCAACAGGGUUCAUAUCCUUCUAAUAUGGUUCAAGGCCAUCCAUACUUCGAGCCCGAGAUGUUCCUCGAGUCAUCCGACGACAUGUUUUACUCGAGCGGCACGUACACUGCUGCCCACGCCCUCGACGCGUCUCAUCUCACCUACCCGCCUGGAAAUGGAACCGUCUGUCCGAAGGACUUGGACGUUCGCGAACAUUACCAUGGUCAAAUGCAUGUCUAUGGUGAUUACAACACAGUGCCACGCAUUCAUACAUCAUCUCCGAUGGACAUUACCCCCGCCUUCAGUAGUCUCGACGAAUCUGCUCGUUGGUACUCUGGGGCGAGCAGCACCCCACCCAACGAGGACAUCUCUUCGGGGAGUGAUGGCGGAUCAGACGACCAUCAUGUCAUGCACGUCUCACCAUCGCCUCCCCAUGUCCCAGCGCACCCAUCGACGCCUCCGCGCGAGCCCACAUCUGCAACCCAGGAGACUUCAGCGAUCAAACCGUCCAAAUCCUCAUACUACCGGUCACGCGUCGCGUUACCUACUUCUCAUCCAACCCCUGUUCAGCAGUCAGCCUUGACUGGUUCAGCACGUGCAGGGCCCAAGGGUGCGCUCUCUGGGUUAGGAUUUGUGAACCGAAAGGUCAAGGCAUGCUCCAGCUGCAAACGGCGCAAGGUUCCAUGCGCUGUUCCUUUCCCCGGCGGUCGAUGCAACCAAUGCCUUCUCAAGCCGGAUCUCCCAUGUAGUCUUGUGUCAUCCUAG
Messenger RNA from Serendipita indica DSM 11827, 873 nucleotides. Lineage: Eukaryota; Fungi; Basidiomycota; Agaricomycetes; Sebacinales; Serendipitaceae. The record is from the annotation of a GenBank genome assembly.